This is a messenger RNA of Vitis riparia (riverbank grape), 1002 nucleotides long. RefSeq names its product cytochrome P450 71B22-like. Gene Ontology annotation, molecular function: iron ion binding; oxidoreductase activity, acting on paired donors, with incorporation or reduction of molecular oxygen; monooxygenase activity. The record is from RefSeq and is a predicted model, not a curated record. NCBI's taxonomy places the organism in Eukaryota, Viridiplantae, Streptophyta, Magnoliopsida, Vitales, Vitaceae. The transcript has 2 exons. Bases 1 to 939 code for a protein of 312 amino acids.
AUGUUGCUGUUGCUUGUUUUCCUUAUGGUUCUGCCUCUCUUUCUUCUUUGGAAACACAGAGUCAAUGGGGGAAAACUCCUUCCACCAGGUCCUCCAGGGCUUCCCUUGAUUGGAAACUUGCAUCAGCUUGAGAGAUCAGCCACUCACAGAUACCUAUGGCAUCUCUCUAAACAAUACGGCCCCCUCAUGUUCUUGCGCCUCGGUUUUGAGCCAAUCCUGGUGGUUUCUUCUCCAAGAACGGCAGAAGUCAUGAAAACACAUGAUCCUGAAUUUUCUAGCAGGCCUUCCUUACUUGCCCUGCAAAAACUAUCCUACAAUGGUCUAGAUUUGGCUUUUGCCUCCUACGGAACAGAUACAGUUACAGCUACUAUGGUUUGGACGAUGACAGCUCUGAUGAAGAACCCUAGAGUGAUGAAGAAAGCACAAAAAGAAGUCAGAACUUUAGUUGGGGAGAAGUGUUUUGUGGAUGAAGAUGAUAUUCAAAAGCUUACUUAUAUGAAGGCAUUGGUGAAGGAAAUCAUGAGAUUGUAUCCUGCAGCACCCUUGCUAAUCCCUCGAGAAACACUUCAAAAGUGCAAUAUAGAUGGGUAUGAGAUACCGAGCAAAACCCUAGUGUUUGUCAAUGCAUGGGCAAUUGGAAGAGAUCCUGAAUCCUGGGAAAACCCAGAAGAGUUCAUGCCUGAGAGAUUUUUGGGUACUUGUAUCGACUUCAAAGGACAAGAUUAUAAGCUGAUACCAUUUGGGGCCGGCCGGAGAAUAUGGCCAGGGAUGAAUCUUGGAGCUGUGACAGUAGAGCUUGCACUCGCUAAUCUUCUUUACUCAUUUGACUGGGAAAUGCCUGCUGGCAUGAAGAUGGAAGAUAUAGAUACCGAUGCAAAACCUGGUCUUACCAUGACAAAGAAAAAUGAUCUCUACCUUGUGGCUAGGAAUUAUAUUUAACAUAUGGGCAGUCAUAUAAUACAUGUUCUUAUGUAAUAAUUAUCUAAGACAAUGUCAUUUUGA